AUGGAUCCCUUUCGUGUUAAGCUGUUGUCUAUCUCAAAUGGAAUCACUGAUCGAGAAUUCGUUGAGUUGAAGUUUAUGUGCAAGCAGCACAUUCCUGUCGGAGUUUUGGAGAGACUUAAAAGGCCACUAGAGUUGUUUGAUGAACUUGAAAACAGAAACUUGCUAAAUGCGGAGAACAAGGAAUUUCUGGCCGCCAUCUUAGGUGGAAUCAAUCGCCUGGAACUGAGAGAUGACCUAUUGGGUAGGAGUUUUUAGAUCGAUAUAUUUAUGUAGCUUCAAUUCACCACAAAAUUAUAAAACUUAUGAAAUUGAUGGAUUCUCCUUUUAAGGAAGUAUUGAUAUCAACCGCAGUUUGCUUUAAUACGCCCCUUCCCCCAGUUCAAUUCUCACACCGUCAUGAAUUACACUUUUUCAGAAUACUGUACAUGAUCUCCAUGGAAAUGUAUCAACAAUUUAAAUGCAUUCUGUAAGCUUCCUUAGAAUAUAGAGAACCUUUCCUUCUUCAUACUUUGGGUGGCAUGGCUCAUGGUAUUUCUCUGCCUGUGGUCCAAAAAUUCGACCUGGAUUUAUUCAUAUCUUGAACUUUAAUUAGCAUAUAGGAACAUCUGAGAUUUUACUGAUUCAGUGGUAGCUUUUUUGAUACAAUAUUGACAGAACACAAUCAUCUGGAGUUAAAAUAGUGUUUGUGUAAUGUAUAAUUGAUUUUGAUGUUGUUUGCAGAUCAAGCCAGUGAAAGAAAAGUUUCAUCUCCAUUGAGUACAUUUCAAGAAUCUUUAUGUGACCUAUACAAGAAUGUGAUUGGAUGGCUACAGCCUCUUGCAUGGAAUAAGUCAUUUCAUAUUCACAUCAAACACAUCUAUACCAAUCUCCAGAUGAUCACAGAGACUCAUCAAGGGAGAACCAUUAAGAAAGAGCCCUUGAACUCGUAUGUUGAGGUCUUUCAACGGCACUCACCUUUCACCAAGCAGAAACGUAUCCUUAUUGAAGGACAAGCUGGAGUGGGAAAGAGUACGUUUUUGUCACUGAUAGUGUACGACUGGGCUUGUGGAAAUCCCAAUUUACAGCAAUUCAAGCUUAUCCUUUUUAUGGAACUGAAACAGAUGAAAGGAAAUCUGAAGAGUGACCUUUUUGAGUUUCUCUUUCCAAGAGAUUUUCCUUACUCUGCUGAUUAUCUCUUCCAGUAUAUCUCUGCCAACCAAGAAGAUGUUCUUUUAAUUUUAGAUGGUUAUGAUGAAGUCAAUCCUGUGCAACUGAAGGAUAUCGAAGAUCUCAUCAUGGGCAAGAUAUUCAGAAAUUGUACUGUCAUUGUGACAUCACGGCCAGGUAAAGGUGCCCGUGUACACUGGUUCAUGGAUUCUCGUAUUGAGAUCACUGGUUUCACAAGUGAGAACAUUCAUGAAUUUGUUCUCAAGUACUUUCAAGAUGAUGUACCAAUGGCUGAGAGUUUGAUAUCACAACUUGAAAUGCAUCCUGUUGCUGAGAACAUUGCCAGAAUUCCUCUUACAGCAAUGCUCAUCUGUGCAAUGUGGGAGGAGAUGCCUCAAGCAGCUCUGCUUUCAUCAAUGACAACUCUUUUCACUGAACUCACUCUUUUGCUUGUGAAGAGAUAUUAUGCCAGACAAUCUGGUCAGAACAGCAUUGAUCCUGGUGAUAUCUCCACCCUAGAAGAUAUUCCAGAUGAUCUAUUCCAGAGCCUGUUAUCACUGGGGGAGAUUUCACUCAAUGGAUUGCUGAAUGAUCAGUUACUUUUUGAUGUACAGGAACUUGAGCGAAAGUGCACCUACAAAGGUGUUUUAGACAUUGGUUUCCUAUCAAAGGAGUUGGGAGCUUCAAGGCUUAAACCCGUUGAGAAGUGUCGGUUUUCACACAGAUCCUAUCAAGAAUUUCUUGCAGCCCUGUGGUUGAGCAACAAGAUCAAGCAGGCUUUCACAGACAGAUCUGUCUUUGAUUUUGUCAGUGUUUACAUCAUGAACUGCCUGUCCUCAGGAUUAAAUUCUGUUCUCUUUCUUUUCACACCUGGGCUAUUAGGAGAUACCUUUCCACCUGUACUGGAGCUUCUUUUGCAGGAAGGUGCUGCUGAGGUUGAAGAAGAUGAAAGCCUUGCACAGUUGUUCUUUGAAGUUUGUAUUCUCUCCUUAUACGAAUCAAACCAGGGACAAUUGGCCUAUAAACUGGGAUCACAAAUGCCCUCAGGUGUGGCAGCACUACAUCAUUUAAAUGCAACCCCAUACAAAGUUAGAGCUCUGGUUUUUUUUCUGUUGAAUGUCCAAACAGUGAAGUCUCUACUGAUAGAGCACAGUCAAGUAGGAAAGCAAGCUCUACAAGUACUUGCAAGGUUCCUACCUGAAAUGGUCUCAAUCCAAGAGGUAAACCUGCAGUCAAACAUGAUCACUGAUGGUAAUUUGAUUGCUUUUACAAAGUCACUCUCUCAUGUGCCUCAUCUGGAAAGGUUAUCACUUGCAAACAACUGCAUCACAGAUCAUGGUUUGGGAUUUCUAAUCUCGGCUUUUAAAGAUCUUCCAAAUUUGGAACACUUGGAUCUCCAUGGCAACAAGCUCUCUGAUGCAGGUUUUGGAUUGGUAGCUCCAGCACUCUCACUCCUACCAAAGCUAAAAGAGCUGCGGCUUGGUUGUCCUGUGGUAUCUGGGACAGAAGAAAUGCCACAAGGUAUAGGUAUACUGGUAUUUAUAUUUGCAUCAAAGCACUGUGAGUUCUUUUAAGCUGUUUAUACUGUUUUCACUCCCAAAUCAAGUUUCCAAUCUCAAGAACAUUCAAUACACUCAGGACUUUUUGAAGCAAGAAUAGUAAAGGCAAUGGUAAUGACAGCUUUGCCAGGUUAAGUUUGCCAUCAGUUUCACAUUAGUGGUGGGAAAAGGGUGUGGUUUAAAGGAUUGGCUUUGGGAAGUUGAAAAUUUUAAAAAAAUCCUAAGAAGAAUCACUCAGAAUGGCAUCCACUCAGAAUGGAUAAAUUUCAGUCAAAAUCCUUACACUUUAAAAAUGUCCAAAAUGGAUAUAUUUUAACUUUAAAUGUUUUCAGGUUAUAAUCAAUUCAGAUUGGUCUAGUGUGUGCUUUCCUUUGUUUAAGGAUAAUGGUAAGGUAUAUAGAACAAAGAGAAAUAACCAGUCAGCUAGUCUGAAACUAUCUUAAAACAUGAAGUGUAAAUCAAUCACAGUGGAGAAUGGCACUCCAUAGUUUGUUCCAUAACUAGUUGACCUAAUCACUUGAAGAACAAAAGCAGUUUGCAGCCCACAUCACAAGUGAUUACAAUAUAAGACGGACCAUAUUACUUCACUUCUAUAUGUUUUUUGUGUUAAAUGUCUUCUUUCAGGUGAAGAAAGGAGUUCACCCAAAGUGUUGUCUGAGACAGUGUUUAAUUCCCUGAUGGAGGCUGUCCAUUCUCAUGCAACGCUACAAGAAGUCAGGUGAGUGCUUCUUUAAACUAGUUUUUUAAGAUUGAGUGGAGGGACAAGACUGGUGAGCCCAUAGCAAACAAAAAUGGGUUUCAUAACAAAUAGCUCAUAUUUUGAUAUAAUUUUUAGCCUUCAAUAAAAUUUCAUGACAUCUUCCAAAAAAAAAAUGUGAAGAGAAAAGAUAUACUUGUUGCCUGGAAGGGUAAAGUCUUGAUGUAAGACUACAGAAACAAAUUCUCUCAUUUAAAGUGAUUCACAAGGAAAUGUAAAGCACAUGCAAGUGAGAAUUUUGAAAACAGCCAUUGGAAGUAAAAGAUAAAAUCAUUUUCUGUUUUAGCAGGGCACCUUCUUCUAACCUUUCCUACCGGGAGUAUUUUGGUGUCCUUGAGAGUUUUGUUCCAUCAUUGAAUUUGAUAUCACAAACACAAUUUAAAAAAGUAUGAAUAAUAGAAACGUUAUGUAACAUUAAUGAUUUGUUUCUGUUCUUAGCUUGGGCACAAAAGCCCUGCCAUUGGGGCUGGACUGUUUAAAGUUUGACAGGCUCAGGAUUUCCUGAAUUAUUGUUGAAGAAAUCUUCAACGCAUUUAAUCUUCAACAAAUACCUCCAAAUAUGCAAAAGAUUUGUCAUAGCAGUGGUUCCAUCGGGCAUUCAUAUGAAACUAGGAUAAGGAGUUUGCCCCUGGUUGAAAUGAAACGAGGAACUGUUUUUUUUUAUAACUUGAUUGAAUUAAAAGAUUAUAGUUGGACAGAAACUUAAUAAUGUAUAAUAAAUUCACUCUUCCUCUCUUACUAGUUAUUCUCAUUUUCUUUUUUUAACAUCUGCACAAAGUUUUUUUUAAUGGUGGCAAGUGGGAG
Molecule: messenger RNA, 4266 nt
Organism: Pocillopora meandrina
Lineage: Eukaryota; Metazoa; Cnidaria; Anthozoa; Scleractinia; Pocilloporidae
Source: the annotation of a GenBank genome assembly